CACCCCACUCCUCUACCCUCCUUCCUGCGGUCAUCUCCAUCCACUCACACUUGUUUCUUCAGCCAGUAUGGACGUCUUCUCACCAUCCCAGGUCUUCUACGACGGAGCUUCAUCUCCAGACAGCCUGGAAUUUGGCCCCGGCAUGGAGCUUGAUGGCUCUGAGGAGGAUGAGCAUGUUAGGAUCCCUGGGGCACCUCACCAGCCGGGACACUGCCUGCAGUGGGCCUGCAAGGCCUGCAAGCGCAAGUCUAACUUUGUGGAUCGCAGACGUGCCGCCACCAUGCGAGAGCGCCGGCGGCUGAAGAAAGUCAACCACGCUUUCGAGGCUUUGAGACGCUGCACCUCGGCCAACCCCAGCCAGCGCCUCCCCAAGGUGGAGAUCCUGCGCAACGCCAUCCACUACAUCGAGAGCCUACAGGAGCUGCUACACGAACAGGUGGAAAACUACUACGGCCUACCUGGAGGGAGCAGCUCUGAACCCGGGAGCCCGCUGUCCAGCUGCUCUGAUGGCAUGGCUGACAGCAACAGUCCAGUGUGGCAGCAUCUGAAUGCAAACUACAGCAACAGCUAUUCGUAUGCAAAGAACGAUUGCCUAGGUGAUAAAUCAGCCGGUGCCUCCAGUCUGGCGUGUCUCUCCAGCAUCGUGGACCGCCUGUCCUCGGUUGGGUCCGGCUGUGGCCCUGCGGCGCAGAGAGACGUGGCCACCUUCUCACCCGGCAGCUCCGACUCGCAGCCUUGCACGCCAGAGAGCCCAGGUACCAGGCCCGUGUACCACGUCCUCUGAGGAAAACUCUGACGUGGAUAUAUUGCCACAGGCUUUCCCCAAACACCAGCUGCAUUUGUAACGAGGGAUAAGAACUGUUGUUUGGUGCAAGGACACUCAGCUGAACCUGAGGACCGGCGGCAACCACUUUUUAUUGUGUACAUGAGAUUGUAAAUAUAUAUUGUAAAUGCCCAUUUAAUCUAUACAUGCUAUUAUACCCAGUGACACAUAUUUAAUUAUGACAGUUAAUGUAAUGUUGUAUUAUACAUGAAG
Messenger RNA from Eleginops maclovinus (Patagonian blennie), 1036 nucleotides. It is a transcript of the gene myf5, whose product is annotated as myogenic factor 5. NCBI's taxonomy places the organism in Eukaryota, Metazoa, Chordata, Actinopteri, Perciformes, Eleginopidae. The transcript has 3 exons. The coding region runs from base 68 to 784 and encodes 238 amino acids. The record is from RefSeq and is a predicted model, not a curated record. Gene Ontology annotation, molecular function: DNA-binding transcription factor activity, RNA polymerase II-specific; RNA polymerase II cis-regulatory region sequence-specific DNA binding; protein dimerization activity. Gene Ontology annotation, biological process: skeletal muscle cell differentiation; regulation of transcription by RNA polymerase II; positive regulation of skeletal muscle fiber development.